Acipenser ruthenus (sterlet) is the source of this 3762-nucleotide messenger RNA. Its product is annotated as inhibin beta B chain-like. Gene Ontology annotation, molecular function: cytokine activity; growth factor activity. Gene Ontology annotation, cellular component: extracellular region. Gene Ontology annotation, biological process: SMAD protein signal transduction; BMP signaling pathway. NCBI's taxonomy places the organism in Eukaryota, Metazoa, Chordata, Actinopteri, Acipenseriformes, Acipenseridae. The record is from RefSeq and is a predicted model, not a curated record. The transcript is spliced from 2 exons. Bases 1203 to 2366 code for a protein of 387 amino acids.
CAUUUAAGAAUGAGCGCGCAUAAAGUAAUAAGUAAUAAGACGCAUCCUUUAUCUAUCUCCUAGUCGGUGUACAUUUUGGAUUGCACCGUUUUCCUUUAAUCCCAGCUUGUUUGUCUGCUCGGUUUGCCUUGGCCAGUUCACUUCAUAUUUCCACUCCGACUGCUUGCUCUAUCAGGAAGUAUCGCUGCCGUAGCCUGCAGGCAUAGUCGCUGCAAACCCGAGAGUCAGUCCAGUUGGUGGAACUCCCCACGUGGUUCUGACUCCGGUAUAAAAAGUUUCAGUGUAUAGUGUCACAAUGUCGUGAUUGCAGGGCAAAGAAAAAAGCCGAUCUGAAGAUUGUCCUUUUUUUUUUCUUGCUAACGCUCUCAGAUACACAUCAGCGCCCGUUUGCAGAUCGGAAAUUAAAAAUCAGUUAUUUGAAACAACGGCGACAAAGAUCAAAGCCAGAAGAAAUAAGCGGAUGGAGAAUGACAAAGUGAAAUUUUGCCGAGACCGAAAAGGGAGCUAUAUAAAUGAAGCGAUCUUUCCUUUCUCUUACAAAGUGGGAAUUGCUCAAUGUGAAACGGUCGCAGCGGGGUUUCUUUUGCUUUCUAUCCUUCGUUAUUUGGUUUUGCUCCUCUGGGUCAGUGAGUGCUUUUGUCACUUUGCUUGAUAAUCUUUUUAUUUUAUUUAAUUGUUUUAAAUAUUGUGUGACUCGAGUAUCAUUCAUUGCUAUAAAGAGGCGCUGAGGGUAAGGACUCCGGUGAAAUUAUUAUUAUUUUUUGGUUGGGCACUUCGAGGCUGUAAGUAUAUAAGCCAACUCGUCACCAGACACAAACUGGAAUACAGGGCAAAAGCAAUGUACGGGUUUCUUUCGAGUGGCACUUAAAAAUGACCAAAGACUAUAUUAACCUGAACAUUACCAAGCGAAUGCAGUGGGUCAUCAUCUAUACUCCAGCCUCUUAUCUGUAAUAGACGCACGUAUGGAAGGAAGGAACACGUCACACAGCACUGAGGGGACUGGGUUUGAUGCUCCCUGUACAUACAACUGAAGCAUUUCCAUUGCAUUUUGAGUGGUUAUUGGGUCAGAAGCUAGCCGAUAAAGACAAACUUUUAAUUUUGUAUAUUUAUUUCUUAGAAUUAUUCUUUAAAAAAACGUAUAUCAUUACAUUUCUAAGUUCUACAAAAAAAAAAAAAAAAAAAACACACACACAUUUGAGAAAAUGAGCAGCUUCAUUAUGAAAAUAGCUUGUCUUGUGGCAUGCAUUAUUUGUACCAGCGGCACAGCGGCCCCAGGGACUGAGUCUCAAGCGUCGACCCAGGAUACGUGCACCUCCUGCGGCCUCGGGCAGCCGGAGGAGUCGGUGCGGAUGGACGUGGAGUUUCUGGAAGCGGUAAAGAGGCAUAUUCUUAACAGGUUACAUAUGCGGGACAGACCCAACAUCACCCACCCCAUCCCGAAGGCGGCGAUGGUGACUGCGCUAAGGAAGCUGCACGCUGGAAAAGUUAGGGAGGAUGGCAGAGUAGAAAUCCCAAACCUGGAUGGGCACGCCACCUCGGAUAAUGAGGUCCUGGAACAAACCUCGGAGAUCAUCAGCUUUGCAGAAUCAGAUGAGCUGGCAUCAUCCAAGUCAAGCCUCUACUUUUUGGUCUCGAAUGAAGGAAACCAAAAUCUCUUUGUUUCUCAAGCCAACUUGUGGCUGUACUUUAAAGUGCUCCCGUCCAACGCGGAGAAGGGCGCCCGGCGCAAGGUGACAGUGAAGAUCUACUUCCAGGAGGCCGGGGGGAGCAGCACGUGGAGCACGGUGGAGAAGCGGGUGGAGCUCAAGAGAAGCGGCUGGCACACUUUCCCCCUGACACAGGCCAUCCAGGCUCUUCUGGAGAAAGGGGAGAGGAGGCAGAGCCUGGAGGUGCACUGCGAGGGCUGCCAGGACGUGGCGGUGACACCCGUCCUAGUCAACCCCGAUGACGAGGCCCACCGGCCCUUCCUAGUGGUGCAGGCUCGAGCGGCCAACAGCAAGCACCGCAUCCGCAAGCGAGGGCUGGAGUGCGACGGCAGGACCAGCCUCUGCUGCAGGCAGCAGUUCUACAUUGACUUCGGGCUGAUUGGAUGGAAUGACUGGAUCAUAGCGCCGAAAGGAUACUAUGGGAACUACUGCGAGGGGAGCUGCCCGGCCUACAUGGCUGGAGUGCCUGGGUCGGUCUCCUCCUUCCACACGGCUGUGGUGAACCAGUACAGAAUGCGAGGGCUGAGCCCGGGCUCCAUGAACUCCUGCUGCAUUCCCACCAAGCUCAGCACCAUGUCAAUGCUGUACUUCGACGAUGAGUAUAACAUUGUCAAGAGAGAUGUGCCCAACAUGAUCGUGGAAGAAUGUGGCUGUGCUUGAGUUUUCUUUGCAAGCAAGUUCCCUCAAUUUGAUCAUUUUUUUAAAAGGGAUUAUUACUCUGCUCUGCUACAUCAAGCAACAGGAAAUAAUAAUAAUAAAAUAAUAAUAAUAAUAUUUAUGAACAUUUUGAUACCUUUUGUUUACGGUUAGCCUUUUCUACAAAAUCAAAGACUGCUUCUGCAUUUUAAUUAGUAAUUAAGAAGAAGAAAAAAACUAUCACAUCCAGGCCUGUGGUGCCCGUGACACAAAACACAGAACCUGACCACUUUUUGGUGACCUAGAAAUGGAAUCUGAAGGGAAUGCGCACCAUCUACUGAAAAGAAGUUUAAAUUCAACAGCACUUCCAACAAGGAAAACAUCAAGAUGAUGGGGCACACAUUCCACAAAAGUGGAAGGAGAUUUCAAUUCCUAUAGACAUUCCAGCGAAGUAAAGCACUCUUCAGUUAUUGGCAGAGCAUGGACUCCUAACUGGUGUUCAAGAAACCCAUAUGGACUGGUAUAAUCAGGGUUUCGGCUGGCCUGUAAGAGACAGGUUUACUCUUUACAGCAUCCCUAAAAAAAACAAUCAAAUGUACUUAAACAGCUGAUGCAAAGAAUAACUGGGUUCUCUCGUAUGAAUCAGUGGAUGUCAAGAAUGGCCAUAUUGCUCGGCUGGUAAUGGUGUAGCAUAGCACUUACAAACUCCUGAAUGCACAUUUGAUAGCACUUGCAGACCUAAAUGCCUUUCCAAGGGUGCCUGCCGGUGCCCUUCCCCUUACUCACACAACCCAGUUAAAGAAGUGCCGCAUGAGCUAUGCAAUGACCCGUACCAGACAAGCACGGCUCUUUGUAAGACUCUUUAUUUGAUACAAUACUUGAAACGUAAUCGUUCGCUGCUUCUUCUUCAAUGAGUGAAUGAUUGUCACAAUGUUUGCACUGAAAAGUUGCGUGAUUAGUUUAAAAAACUGCCAUUGAAAGAAAAACAAAAUGUUAUUUUUAUAAAAACUGAAAUUUGAAUUCUGUUAAAAAAUGUAUUAUACCUAAUAAUGGAACCAAAGAAGCCAAUUCUUUUUAUAGCUGUUAUUAAGACAGCAAGGCCGUCGCAUACUGUGUAAAAAUACUGUGCGAUCACGUGUGAGGCCUAAACACUGUUUCAGGGUACAAUAUUAUGGAUUCCAUUUUUUUUUAAAUUCAGCAUGUUCUAUUCUGUACAGUAGACAAAUGGAAUAUUUCAACAUUUCUGAUAAAUUUUUAUUUGUUUUCUUUUUUUAUUUAAUAAAAGCUCUUUUUAGAUCCUGUUGCAGAAUCAUUUAGAAUUAAUAAAAUGUCACUGUGUACAGUUUAUGUAAAGUAAAAUAAGUUUUUAAAAUAUUUGUUCCUUGUAACUGUUAAAAAUAAAAUUCUUACUCUGCAUUAA